Messenger RNA from Lodderomyces theae, 2313 nucleotides. RefSeq names its product Pdc2p (gene PDC2). The record is from RefSeq and is a predicted model, not a curated record. The transcript has a single exon. Lineage: Eukaryota; Fungi; Ascomycota; Pichiomycetes; Serinales; Debaryomycetaceae. The coding region runs from base 1 to 2313 and encodes 770 amino acids. Gene Ontology annotation, cellular component: nucleus. Gene Ontology annotation, molecular function: DNA binding.
AUGACGCAAUCUGAUCUAGCAACUUGGGCAAUGAAGGAAUAUGGUCUGACUAAACCGCCUUCACAAACUACAAUCUCGCGUAUUCUAAGUUCAAAAAGUGACAUAAUAGCCUCAAAGGAGGAUGACUUCAAGUUGGUGCGUCGGCGAAAGCAGACUAACCCUUUAUUGCGCAAAAUUUUGACCGAGUGGAUUACCCAGGCAACGUGGGAAAGUAUACCUGUUACCACCCCUAUUAUACAACUGACGGCACAUGCUAUUUGGACGAGGUUACCGAAAGAGGAUAAAACGGGCAACGGAGUGUUCAACCAAAAAUGGUGUUCUCACUUUAUCAAGAAAUUGAAUAUAAAUAUCACAGGUAGUGAGGAAGAUAUAAAGAAUAACUUUGGAUAUAAGUUGAAUAAAGUUUGGAUGUUGGAUGAGAAAGUCGAAUUGAAAAAUUAUUUAGACAACUUGAUUCAGCAAGAUAACUACUCACCGCAAGAUAUUUUCGUCAUUGACGAAUUUCAGUUGUUUUAUUCUCUUCCUUUGGACCAAAUAUUUGACGUUAGCUCGGUAGAUAAAGGGUUGCAGCAAUCGCAUUCUUCAAAUGAGUAUUCGUUGACUGCGCUACUAGGUUGCAAUAUUGACGGUCUGGAGAAACUAUUGCCCUUGAUUGUGGGUAAAUACGACAAAUUCGAUGUAUCAAAGAGCUCAUUCAACAAUUUCCAAGUUGCGUCAAGUGAACACACUUUGCAUCAUAAUUUAAUGAACAAGAUCACCCAAAUGUACAAUAUAUCAUACAAGUCAAACACCAACAAGUGGGUUACAUCGCUGAUGUUUCAAAAUUACAUACUAUCGCUAGAUCACAAAAUCCACAGUUUGACCCCCGAGAGAAAAAUAUUGAUUAUUCUAGAUGAUUGCUCAAGUCACCGAUUAGUCAAUAUCAAGUUUCAGAAUAUCAAACUUGUAUAUUUGAAAAAUGAAACGUGUCAUAAAAAUCCAUACAACACAUCAUAUGGAUCUGUCAAAUUUGACUACUUACCAAUGAACUUUGGCAUAAUUGAAGAGUUCAAAAUCUUCUACCGAAUUCAACAGUACACUGAAAUGAUCAAAUUGCAGCGCAGCAAAUCGAUGGGGAACAACAACAAUAGGAAAAAGCCAAAUUCGGGCACGUCUCCACUAAACCUCAAUUACGAAAUGGCAAAUACCUCACCGGCACUAGAGGUUUUGGCCGAGCAGGACUAUCAUGUAUCCAUGAUCCAAGUGAUUGAAUGGGUAACCAGAGCGUGGUCCAUGGUUUCACCAGAACGUAUAUAUCAGUCAUGGAAAAAGACUCGGUUGUUACCUUUGAGUGCUGGUCAUAAUUGGCCCAGCGUGAGAACGAGAAGCAAGGCGGAUGAAAUUUGUAAAUACUUAGACAAAAGACUUGUCGUCUUUGACGAGAUGAAAAGCCAUAGAGAAUUGGAAGACAUCAUGGGACAGUUGAAUGUUGUUAUACCUUGGGAAAUUGAGGAAUUGGUAGGGUUGGUCAACGAAAGAGGUAAAAUUACACUAAGCUAUGCUUCGAUCGAAGAGAUUAUAGGAAGCUGUCUACUGGAAUCGAUUGAAGAUGAUGGCCCCAGUGACGAUGAAGAUGACGGUAAUAAUCGAGAUAUGGAUCUAGCCAAUGGUGAAACAGAAGCCAAUGAUGUGGUCAAUUCACGUUGGUCAAUUAACGAAAGUGACCUCAAAGAUGCCAGUAACAUUAUAUUCAACAAAGCAAUUGCCAGUGCGACUAACGCAAACGAUACCAUGAUGAAUAUGGGCUCUAUUUCACCCGCUUUGAAAAACAGUUUCACUUCGACGGAUGUAUUACUAGACUCUAGCCAAGGAUUCAACCAAGGCUCUAACGGUGUUGCAAUGGCCACAUCCCAAUCACCCACUUUUCCAUUUGGAUCCCCGCUAAUGGGUGCCAAUGCGAAACACAAGUUGGGUCCAUUGGAGAAUUGGAAUAAAAAGAAACCGGCAUCUCUGAUAUUGUCACCACAAAGACAUCGAUGGCAAAACAAUAUCAAUCAACUUUUUGACACCCUGUUGGCAAAUGGACCAGCAGCAGCAGCAGCAGCAGCAGACAUUGGGGCGUAUGGCCACUCGUCCCAACAACACUCGCAGCACGAGGAGUCACAAUCGCAAAAUUUUUCGGCAGACUCUCAUGUGGAUAAUGAUAUGUUACAGUCCAUACUGAAGCUAAUCAACUACUCCUCACUCAAUACAAUCAAUCUAUCGCAAGCCACUAUCGACGAUCUCAAUUACAAUUUGAAAAUCAUACAGUCUCGAUUGGGUCAGACUGAAUAA